CAACCUAACCUCAAAAUUUGCGGUUUUUAAAUAAAUCAGCCCCUAAAAGGCGGCAGACCCAGCUGGCGAGGAUGUUGGAUGGAAUAACAGUGAAUGAUAAAAUUUAGAAGUUGUGAUCAAAAUGUCUAAAUUCAAAAUUAGUAAUGAAUGGAAGAGGAGAGUUAAGCAGGAGUACCUACGGCUGAGACAACAAAAACGAUAUAGGAAAGCAGAUGAAAUCAAAUUGGCAUGGAAUCAAAACAAAAAACGAAUGGAAGAAGUUUGGUCUUCGGAACAAGAUCGAUUGGCUGAUAGUAAAGCAGUGUGGGUUCCAACCCCAGAACUACCUGCUCACGUUACUUGUAUGAAAAAGUCUGAAGUCAUUGGAAAUGAUGGUGAUAUACAAGUUGCUCCAAUCAGAAUCAUCAAUGCUGUUACUCCAAUCCCAACAAUGUAUACCUGGGCGCCAAUUCAGCAAAAUUUCAUGGUUGAAGAUGAAACAGUUCUGCACAAUAUUCCAUACAUGGGUGAUGAAAUACUAGACCAGGAUGGUACUUUUAUAGAAGAACUGAUCAAAAACUAUGAUGGAAAAGUACAUGGUGAUCGUGAAGCGGGUUUCAUCGAUGACGAAUUAUUUGUAGAGCUUGUUCAUGCUUUGAUGCAGUAUCAAGAGAAAGAAAAGCCUGAGAAGAAAGACAAAGAUAAGGACAAGAAGGAAGUUGAAACUGACAAAGCAGAGAAGGAGAAAAAAGUAGAGAUAGAAUUCCCAACUUCUGUGAUAUUUCAAGCUAUAUCUUCACAGUUUCCAGAUAAGGGAGGGCCAGAAGAACUAAGGGAAAAGUAUAUAGAACUCACAGAGAGGACCGACCCAAAUGCGCCACCUGAAUGUACCCCUAAUAUAGAUGGAGCAAAUGCAGCUUCAGUGCCACGUGAACAAACAAUGCACUCUUUCCAUACACUUUUCUGCAGACGAUGCUUCAAGUAUGACUGCUUUUUACACAGACUUCAGCCUUCCAAUCCUGGACCGAAUCUUCAGAAACGUAGGGGACCUGAUUUGAAACCGUUUACAGAACCUUGUGGGCCUGACUGCUACAUGCUUCUGGACAUUGUGAAAGAAAAAAUGGCUGAAAAAGCAAAACAAGAAGAGGAAACUGAAAAAGAAGCCAAAUGCAAACAGCAGGUUAAAGAACCUGUUGUGACAACCACUGCCAAUGAAAAUGUCAAAACUGCCAGCGCCUCAAAUCAUAGAAAAAUAAGUAAACAAACGUCUUUGGACUCAGGGAACGAAGCCAGUUCGGAAGACAGUAACGAUAGUAAGUAUAAAGAUUCCAAUAAUGACGACCCAGUGUCCACUGCCUGUUCAUUUAGUUUGCUGGGUCUUAUGGGAGCUAAUGACCAUAAAGAAUGGACUGGUUCGGAUGAAAGUCUAUUCAGAGUAUUACACAAAGUUUUUCUGAAUAACUAUUGUGCCAUAGCGCAAAUAAUUCUCACCAAAACUUGCCAACAAGUGUACCACUUCGCUCAGAAGGAAGAUGCUAUAAUACCUGCCGAAGAAACCCUCAAAGAUUUCACUCCUCCUAGAAAGAAGAAGAAGAAGCACCGAUUGUGGUCGAUGCAUUGCAGAAAAAUCCAGCUCAAAAAGGAAACGAACAGCAAUCAUGUAUAUAACUUCACUCCUUGCGAUCAUCCUGGUCAGAGUUGUGAUGCUCACUGUCCUUGUAUUGGAGCUCAAAACUUCUGCGAGAAAUUCUGUAAUUGCAGUUCGGACUGUCAAAAUAGGUUUCCGGGAUGUCGUUGCAAAGCUCAAUGUAACACUAAACAGUGUCCCUGUUAUUUGGCUGUCAGAGAAUGUGAUCCAGAUUUAUGUCAAACUUGUGGUGCAGAUCAAUUUGACACAACAAAAAUAACCUGCAAAAAUGUCAGUGUACAGAGAGCUUUACAUAAGCAUUUAUUGAUGGCACCAUCGGAUGUAGCUGGUUGGGGUAUAUUCCUCAAGGAUAGCGCCCAAAAGAACGAAUUUAUAUCUGAAUACUGUGGUGAAAUCAUUUCUCAAGAUGAGGCUGACAGGCGAGGAAAGGUGUAUGAUAAAUAUAUGUGCAGCUUUCUCUUCAAUCUGAAUAAUGAUUUUGUUGUGGAUGCAACCAGAAAAGGAAAUAAAAUUCGUUUUGCUAAUCAUUCCAUCAAUCCAAAUUGCUACGCCAAAGUUAUGAUGGUAAAUGGUGACCACAGGAUUGGCAUUUUUGCUAAAAGAGCAAUUCAACCAGGAGAAGAGCUCUUCUUUGACUAUAGAUAUGGACCUACAGAGCAGCUGAAAUUUGUGGGAAUCGAAAGAGAAAUGGAAUUUCUUUGAUUAAGAAAUAACAUUCCAAUCUUAUUUCUCGAUUAAUGGAUUUAAUCGAAAAUUUUUUAUGCUUGUAUGAAUAUGUAUUUAAUUAAAAUGAUUUUAAUAUA
Harmonia axyridis is the source of this 2430-nucleotide messenger RNA. Its product is annotated as histone-lysine N-methyltransferase E(z)-like. NCBI's taxonomy places the organism in Eukaryota, Metazoa, Arthropoda, Insecta, Coleoptera, Coccinellidae. Gene Ontology annotation, biological process: chromatin remodeling. Gene Ontology annotation, molecular function: protein binding; histone H3K27 methyltransferase activity. The transcript is spliced from 11 exons. The coding region runs from base 122 to 2329 and encodes 735 amino acids. The record is from RefSeq and is a predicted model, not a curated record.